This is a messenger RNA of Prunus armeniaca (apricot), 2880 nucleotides long. The record is from the annotation of a GenBank genome assembly. Lineage: Eukaryota; Viridiplantae; Streptophyta; Magnoliopsida; Rosales; Rosaceae.
AUGAUAGCAUUGAGGUCAGCAAGGCAUUCAAUGGGUAGGCCAAGGAAGGAGUUAAUCAGAAAGUCAUCAAUAGGAUCAACAGUUGCCACCCCAACCAAUCUGCACUUUCCUUAUGCUGGCCCUCCACGAUUUCCUUAUGUCGAAGCAGUUGAUGAGGUUCCAGAUGAAUAUUUUGAUGAUAUUUUUAAUCAAGCUUCACAAAUUUCCUUUGAAGGUGGACAAGAAGUGGGUAAUGACAACAUGGGAACAAUAGAAGUGCCUGUGUAUGGACAUAAUAUUGACAAUGAAGAUAGGAUAAAGGUACCUGUCAAUGUUGAUGAUGAAGAGGAUAGUGAAGAAGACUGUGACGUUGAUGGUAGGAGGAGAGUAAGAGAUCUUCAAGACAGUGAUGGUGAUGAUUUUGUGGCUUUUGAUCAUGAAGAAGACUCGGAUACAAACUCAGAAAAAGCUUUCAACUCACCUAACCACUCUUCAGAUGAGGAUGGUGAAAUGAAGAGGAAGUAUCCAGAGUUUUGUAAGUCUGAUUUGAAUAAUCCCAAGCUUGAGAAAGGAAUGUUAUUUGGAAGCAAGGAGAUCUUGAAGACAGCUGUUAAGAAUUAUGCAGUGAUGGGAAAUUAUUUAAUAAAAUUUGUCAAAAAUGAUAAGAGGAGGAUCACUGCAAGAUGUACAAACUGCACUUGGAUGCUUCAUGCUUCAUAUAUGCAACUAGAGGAAACGUUGCAGAUCAAGACCUUUAUUGAUAAACACAUUUGCGUCCGAAAUCCUACUAACCCACAUGUCAAUUGUGUAUACAUAGCUCAAAAGUAUAUAGAUCGUAUCAUGGAUGAGCCUGAUAUUACGAUUAAAAAUCUUAAGAAGGCAGUGAAGAGGGACUUAGGAUAUAAUGUUUCAGAUAGCCAAUGUUCUAGAGCUAAGAGGAAAGCCAAAAAAAUAAUAGAAGGGACUUACAUGGAGCAAUACUCAAGGCUGUGGGAGUAUUGUGAUGAGGUGAAAGCAACAAAUGUGGGAAGCACAAUGAAGAUAAGGGUGGAGCCUCCUCCGCACUUGCAAAGACUUUAUGUAUGCCUUGAUGCAUGCAAAAAAGGCUUUCUGGCUGGUUGCAGACCUAUCAUUGGAGUGGAUGGAUGUCAUUUGAAGGGUCCUUUUGCAGGUCAAUUACUUGUUGCAGUGGGUGUUGAUGCCAAUGAUAACAUGUACCCUAUUGCAUAUGCUGCUGUGGAGUUGGAAACUAAGGAGACAUGGAGCUGGUUUUUGGAGUUGCUAAUGGAUGAUCUUGGUCCUGUAGAAGACCAUGGAUGGAUAUUCAUAUCAGACCAACAAAAGGGGUUGGACAAAGCCUUUGAUAUUGUUGUGCCUCAAGCCCAACAUAGGUGGUGUGUUAGGCAUAUGUAUGGGAACUUCAAGGAAAAGUAUAAGGGCAAGGGUUUGAAAGAUCUUUUAUGGAGUGCAGCUAGGGCUCCCAAUUGCCAUGACUUUGAGGUUGAGAUGAAUAAGCUGAAAGAGAUGGAUGGUGAUGCUUAUAAUUGGUUGAUGGGGAAAGAUCUAAAUAAGUGGGCUAGACAUAGCUACAUCUUGGGUGCCCGAGAUAAACCUAUAUUGACCAUGCUAGAAAUGAUAAGGUGUAACCUAAUGAAAAGGUUAGAAGUGAAGAGGAUUGCUAUGGCAAAACAUGAGGGGGUCAUUUGCCCUAAAAUUCAAAAGAAAUUGGAGAAGAUAAAGAUGCAUUCGGCUAGGAAUUGUAUGCCAACAACAGCUGGAGCAUUUGAAUAUCAAGUGGGAGAGUACUUACAUGAUCAACAUGUGGUAAAUAUAGCAUUGAAGACAUGCUCUUGUAUGAGAUGGGAUCUUAAUGGUAUCCCUUGCAUUCAUGCCGUUGCUGCCAUAUAUCUUUAUAGGGGUUGUCCAGAAGAUUAUGUAGCUUCAUGCUAUCUUAAGGACACUUAUUUGAAGGCUUAUGAGCCAAUGAUUCAUCCAAUGAAGGGCUUUAACAUGUGGCCAAAGUCAAAUCAAAUACAACUCUUACCUCCAAUUGUUAGAAAACAACCGGGGAGACCAAAAAGGAGUAGGAAAAAGGACCCUGAAAUGGAGAAGGUUGUUGAUACCAGUGGUACUAAACUCAAGAGAAAAGGCACUGUCACAUGUACCAAGUGUUGGAAAAAAGGCCACAACAAAAGGAAUUGCUCUAAUCAGCCCCAAGACCCUCCACCUGGAACCUAUAUUGAUAAAAGAUGGGGACUUCCAGCUUCUUUGAAGAAAAGGAGAAGUAAUGGUGCUACAGAUGUGGCCUCCUUUUCUCCUAUGCCAACUCAAGAGAAUGUGCACACCACUCUGAUGCAAAGACAAAAGCUUCCUAUUAGGAAGGGUUAUGUAAAUGCUCCAAAUGCACCAAGGCCAACUCCUCUUGUGCCCACUUCAAGACCAAUUCCUCUUAUGCCCACUCCAAGACCAACUCCUCUAUUUAUACCCACUCCAAGGCCUAUUCCUAAUAUGCAAAUUGGAAGUUUAAGCUCUGUGAAUCAAAGACAAAUUGGCGGUGCAAGAUCAAUGAAUACAAGACCAACUCUUAAUAUACAAAUGGGAGGUGCAAGUUCUGUGAAUCCAAGGCAUAUGGGAGUUAGCAUUAGGCCUCCACUAUCAAGGCAAAUGGGAGGUUCAAGUGCCCGAUGGAACCCACCAGGAAAAGCAACAAAUAAGAAAAAUUCCAAGUCAACUGAAAUUGCUUAUUUUGGUUGUUGGCCAAUAUUUUGUGAACUGAAGUUGGCCAUUACUUUUGAACGUAGUUUAAUAACAUACUUUUUUGGCUGCAAGUGUAAGACCCCUGUUUUGGGUAUAAUGCAAUCAGAUUUGACUAAAGAAACACUCAAAUGUUUUGUGAAAUAG